ACCCAAACGGCGUUGAAACGGUCAGUCAGUCAGCCAGUACAGUAGAGCAAUUUGAGCCGCCGCACCGAGCUAACCGCUUACCGCUUGCCGGACAAACGCGUUCCGUUUUCCCUCCGCUUCCAUUCGCUUUUGGCCCACUGCCGCCGUCGGUUGUCCAAAUGUCCGCGUUGGGAUAGUGAAACCCUUUGCAAUUUCCGGGGGGGUCAUAGUAAAGUUAACACUUAAGUAGUCCUUUGGGCCAAACCGAUCCCAGCCAUCCAUUUACCGGGGUCUCAAUUCGGGGAUCGUUUCCAUCGGUGUUGCGUUGUCGUUUUCUCGGUUUCUCGCGAUUUUCCCCACAUUCCGUGUGCUGUGUGCUGUGCGAGGUGUUCUUGGUAUUAAUAAAUGGUUAAAACCGAAACGUUGCCAAAAAUCCACUGAAUGAGCAAGAAAAUUAUAUAAGGCCCGAACCGGAUUUAUUAAUUAAUUAUACAUACGAAUGUGACCAAAACAAAAACACAGACUGACAACAAAACUCGGCUUUCGGAUAUACAUAUGUACCAAAACAGCAACUCAAAUACAAACCGAUCCCCAAACCGAUAUAUAAAUGAACGCGCGCCCAUCAAUUUAAUUUAAUCAAAAGCAGUUACUCAAAUUCAAUGAACAAAUAAAUUUGCGCAGUCCAACGAGCCAAUAAACGGAUCAAUAAACCGAAAUACAAUACACGAUUUCCACUCACAUCUGGCAACGCUGUCCGUUGGCAGCUUGUAACGGUUAUUCACGACAAUUUACUCACGCCCCGAACGAGUGCAGCGAAUCCAGCGAGUGCGAGCGAGAGGGCUAGCGAGCAGGCAUGGGAAACUCCUCGUCACACACGCACGAACCACUCGAGCGCGGCUUCACACGCGGAAAAUUCGGUGAUGUUAAAAAUGGGAAAUCCGCUUCCUUCCGGUUUAGCAAGAAAUCGCCGAAGAAAAUGGAUCGUCUGCGUCGCUCCUUUCGCGACUCCUUCAGGCGUCGCAAGGAUCGCGUUCCCGAGUCCUCGAAGCCGCACCAGUGGCAGGCGGACGAGGAGGCCGUGCGAUCGGCCACCUGCUCCUUCUCGGUCAAGUAUCUGGGAUGUGUGGAGGUCUUCGAAUCGCGUGGCAUGCAGGUCUGCGAGGAGGCACUCAAGGUCUUGAGGCAAUCCCGUCGUCGUCCUGUCCGCGGAUUGCUUCAUGUGAGCGGAGACGGCCUGCGAGUGGUGGAUGACGAGACCAAGGGCCUGAUAGUGGACCAGACCAUCGAAAAGGUCAGCUUCUGUGCACCGGACCGCAAUCACGAACGCGGCUUCAGCUACAUAUGCCGGGAUGGAACCACACGACGCUGGAUGUGCCACGGCUUCCUGGCCUGCAAGGACUCCGGCGAGCGAUUGUCCCAUGCCGUGGGCUGUGCCUUUGCCGUUUGUCUGGAGCGAAAGCAGCGACGCGACAAGGAGUGCGGCGUGACGAUGACCUUCGACACGAAGAACUCGACCUUCACGCGGACCGGAUCGUUCCGCCAGCAGACGCUGACGGAGCGGCUGGCGAUGGCCACAGUGGGCACAAAUGAGCGGAGCGUAGAUGGGCCGGGUUCAGCAAUGCCGGGUCCUCCGGCAGCCACCGUCAAGCCUUUCAAUCCCUUCGCCAUCGAACGGCCCCAUGCCACGCCCAACAUGCUGGAGCGCCAGAGCUCGUUCCGUUUGAGCACGAUUGGCAGCCAGUCGCCGUUCAAGCGCCAGAUGUCACUGCGCAUCAACGAUCUUCCGUCCAACGCCGAUCGUCAGCGGGCUUUCCUGGCCGCCGCCGCUGGCAAUCCACUACAGACGCCUAUGCGAAGUGUUUCGCCCAUUGCCGAGGUCUCGCCGGCCAAAUCUGCUGGAGCGGAUCCGUCGACAGCUGCCGCUGUGGCCGCCGAUUCAGUGAGCCAACUGUGUCAGGAGCUCAGCCAAGGUCUCUCACUCUUGACCCAGACCGACGCCCUAUUGGCCGCCGGCGAGGAUCUAAACUUCAACAACAAUCGCAGCAUUAAUCAGAACAUCAUUGCCGCCGAGAAGCAGGUGCAGCAUGUAACCUCAUAUGCCCCGCCAACGGCACAGGUGACGCCACGAGUGGCCAGCACCACGCCCACAUAUCAAACGCUCCAUUCGCAGUCGCCCACGCGAUCGGAGCAGAGCAUCGAAGCCUCGACGGAACUGCCCAAUGCCGAGCAGUGGCUGGGUCAUGUGGUGCGCAGCACGUCUCCGGCUGCCCCGAAGCGGCCCACUUAUCUGGCCAAUGUUGGCCGAGCUCAGACACUGGCCAGUGGCACUGGUGCUGCAGUUGGUGGCGGUGGCGGUGGCGGUGGCCCAGACGAUCCAUUCGACGCCGAGUGGGUGGCCAAUGUGGCAGCGGCCAAGCAACUGUCGCCUGAUUUUACGAUCCCGAGCACUGCGCGCUCGCCUCUGGCCAGGCACAGCACCAAUCCGUUUAUCUCACCGCCCAAGGCGCCGGCGCAGUCAUUCCAGGUGCAGCUCUAGGCAGCGAAUCCGGGGUCACCAGGGGGACAAAGUGUGGUUCGCUUGAAAAAAACGUAACUUAGUUUAAAGUUCAGGGGCAGGAAAGUCGAACAAAGAUGGAUGGAUGAAUAGAUGGAUGG
Messenger RNA from Drosophila erecta, 2634 nucleotides. RefSeq names its product protein numb (gene numb). Bases 833 to 2515 code for a protein of 560 amino acids. The transcript has 4 exons. The record is from RefSeq and is a predicted model, not a curated record. Lineage: Eukaryota; Metazoa; Arthropoda; Insecta; Diptera; Drosophilidae.